Molecule: messenger RNA, 845 nt
Organism: Condylostylus longicornis
Lineage: Eukaryota; Metazoa; Arthropoda; Insecta; Diptera; Dolichopodidae
Gene: elm
Product: calcineurin B homologous protein 1
Exons: 1
Coding region: 132-701 (189 amino acids)
Molecular function (GO): calcium ion binding
Source: RefSeq, a predicted model, not a curated record
UUUGAUGACUGAAGUCAUGUGAUUAAUAAAUUUAAUUGAUCAAUUAAAAUAACAUCAACUUUUAUUAAUUGCUUUUUAGAUCAUCAUUUUUACUUUGUCGCACUAAAGUACUUAAAACGUAAAUAAAAAAAAUGGGUAACAAAUCCUCUUUACUUUUACGGGAGGAAGAAAUCGCACAAAUCCAAGAAGAAACAGGAUUUACUCCAAGUCAAAUUGAACGUUUGUAUUCCAGAUUUACAUCAUUAGAUCGAAAUGACUGUGGCACACUUUCAAGAGAUGAUUUUUUAAGAAUCCCGGAAUUAGCAAUUAAUCCACUUUGUGAUAGAAUUGUGCAUGCAUUUUUUUCUGAAAGCAGCGAUGACAGAGUAAACUUCAGGCAGUUUAUGCAAGUGCUGGCACAUUUCAGACCUAUACAGAAAGGAAAAGAAAAUAAAUAUAAUAGCCGUGAAGAAAAACUAAAAUUCGCUUUCAAAAUGUAUGACCUUGACGAUGACGAUGUUAUAAGUCGGGAUGAGUUACUAAGUAUUUUACAUAUGAUGGUUGGAGCUAACAUAAGCCAAGAUCAACUAAUUAGUAUUGCAGAACGUACAAUACUUGAGGCUGAUCAAUGUGGACAAGGAAAAAUUUCGUUUGAUGAUUUCUGUAAAGCUUUAGAAAGGACGGAAGUUGAACAAAAAAUGUCCAUUCGGUUCCUAAAUUAAGUAUAUUGCUAGUAAUAUACAUAUAAUUGGUAUUUGCAGAGCGAAAUUGGGAAUUUUUUUUGAAUGCAUGAGAAUAAUAAAAUAAUUUGUAAAUGUAAUAUUGUUCACUUAAUUACCAAAUAAAAUAUAUAUUUUUGAUUGAGA